AUGACCAUAGAGCUGUGGGCUGCUGGCCUAGCGGACGCCAAAUACGGCGCCCGCACCAUAGAGGCCAUACGCUCACGGCUCUCGGACUGGUGUGGGAGGCGCCACGGCGCAUUGAAUUACAAACUUUCACAGGUGCUGACAGGACACGGGUGCUUCGGGCGGUACCUGUGCCGUAUAAGAAGAGAGGAGACGACGUCGUGCCACGAGUGCGGCGCUGAUGAGGACACCGCGCAACACACCCUUCAGGUAUGUACAGCGUGGUCCGAAGAGCGCCGCACUCUGGUAGCGGCGAUCGGUGAUGACCUCUCACUCCCAGGCGUAAUUUGCGCCAUGCUGGGCAGUGAGGGGUCAUGGGAGGCGGUUUCCUCCUUCUGCGAAAUU
This is a messenger RNA of Papilio machaon (common yellow swallowtail), 381 nucleotides long. RefSeq lists its product as uncharacterized. The record is from RefSeq and is a predicted model, not a curated record. The annotation marks the transcript as partial. NCBI's taxonomy places the organism in Eukaryota, Metazoa, Arthropoda, Insecta, Lepidoptera, Papilionidae. The transcript has a single exon.